AUGGACGACUUCAACGACCUCCACGAGGUGAUGUCAAGAAGCGAAUACGACUGCCUAAAUUACCACGAUGAGGCUGAUCUCAGUGACCAAAGGCGGACAGUCAUUGCUGACCAGAUUAAACAUCUGGUCAAGAAACUUCACCAGAGAACCACCUUAAACUACCUUCCGCAAGGCAAGGACCGCUAUCUUCGCAAUCUCCUGGAAAACUUGGCGGAGGCCUCGUACCCAGGCCUGCCCGACUAUGCGGAAGAUGUCGAUCCAUCGGAGUUCUCAGAGGAUGCCGCCAGAUUCGUCGAGUAUUGCCAUCCGCUAAUGUGCUGCGAAGAAAAGUUCGCCAUGGUCCAGGCUGCACUCUGGUUCUAUGUCUGGGGCUCCCGGGAUAAUACAAGACGCUUCUUGUAUCCGCUUCUCGAAAUACGGCGUCGGGUCCUUGAGAGGUUUGAUGAAAAGGAUGAGACACUGCUUGCCGAAAUCGUUGGCGAUACGCCUGAGUCAAUGACCACGCCUGAGACCGGUGCGUCUAAGAAUACGCCUCAGACCAGUGCGUCCAAGGAUACGUCUCAGACUAGUGUGUCCAAUGUUGAGUCUAAGAUCGAUCAGUCUAUUGAUAAGCUUGAGGUCGUUGCGUCUGAGAGGGCUAGUGAGUCCGAGGAUAUACCUGAGGCCAGUGCGCCCAAGGUUGAGUCUAAGUUCACUGAGGAAAUCGAGCCUGCGAAUGAGACUACGGCUGAUAAGUCCAAGGAUACGCCUGAGACCAGUGCGCCCAAGGUUGAGCCUAAGACCAAUGAGCCCAUUACGUCGGGAAAUGAGGCUAAGGCUAUAGCCAAGGGCUCCUUACGCAAAUCGUUCAAGAACAUAAAGCGUCCGUUCGACAACGUUAAAAGCCUUGUUGUCAAGAGGAAGGAUAGUGCUAAGGAGAAGGGCGAGGUGAAGGCCGAAGACAAGACCGAAGACAAGGCCGAAGACAAGGCCGAAGACAAGGCUGAAGACAAGGCCGAAGACAAGGCCGAAGACAAGGCCGAAGACAAGGCCGAAGACAAGGCCGAAGACAAGGCCGAAGACAAGGCCGAAGACAAGGCCGAAGACAAGGCCGAGGAGAAGGGCGAAGACAAGGCCGAGGAGAAGGGCGAGGACAAGGGAAAAGAGGAUUUUGCGAUUGAUUUGCAUUCUCCGUGGUUCGGCUUUGUUCAACACACAGCUAAUUUCUUCGCCUACAGUAACCCUGAGCGGGGGAGCCGAGUGCGUGAAGGCUGGCUGGAAACUCUUCAGUCCAUCCCUGUUGAAGAGAUCAUCGAUGGGUCAGAUUUUCUGCCACAUGAUUCAAACCCCCCGGUUCAUAUGACGAAGGAGUUGGCCUCGCAUCUUUCAACUCUCUUCGCACAGCCGAUGCUGCCUGGCGUCUUCGAGCCUCUUGUAAACCGCGCAUGUCCCUAUCCCAAGUGGAUUUUUUACGUUCCCGUGUUCCAAGCAUUUGCGUGCACGCUGCAUGAUCUCCUCUCCUAUCCCAGCAACAUUCUUGCGAAACAAGGCACUAGUUAUGUCAUGCUCCUCACGGCAGCACGACGAGGUGCUAACUGCAAAUCAACGUUUACAAAAGACGGGCCGUGGAGUUGUCGAGACACCAUCUACUGCAUGACUCAGCGGGUUGCGCGCUAUAUAUACGCUCUGGAUCGGGCCUUUGGCUCCCCUAUCGAUCAUAUAGAGGCAAAGCAGAAUGCUUCGAUUCAUCCGAUUGCGGGUAGUAUUUGGCCUCUCUUCAGAGAUGGAUUCUUUGCCUGGCAUGUCGAUACUCCUCGAUAUUUCCUGGUGGAUCAUAACGAGGACAGGGAGAGGGUAAAGCCCUCUCACGCUGCCGAUGAUACUAAAGGCAAGGGAAAGGAAGUGCUCCGUUCCUCUCUCCGUGAUCCUAACGCUGAGAAGAAAAAGGAAAACAAAGAAGUAUCGUUCUCUUCCACGUCGUCCAUUCAUGAAAUUUAAUUCUGCUGG
Messenger RNA from Aspergillus heteromorphus CBS 117.55, 1986 nucleotides. RefSeq lists its product as uncharacterized. The record is from RefSeq and is a predicted model, not a curated record. The transcript has a single exon. Lineage: Eukaryota; Fungi; Ascomycota; Eurotiomycetes; Eurotiales; Aspergillaceae. The coding region runs from base 1 to 1977 and encodes 658 amino acids.